CAAAUGUAAAUCUUUUAUAAAAUUUCAAAUAUGGCGAAAUAGUAAAGAGCCAUGAAAUAAAUUCUGACCACUGCUUUAUCGAGGUUCUGCACUGCAAAAAAUGCCUCAUGUUGACUUUGUUACGUGGGUCGGCAAGACAUUUUAAACCACAGAAAUUAACUAAUAUAAUUCAAGAUUUAUCUUUUGGCAGAAACACGUCCGCAACUGUAUCUUUUGUUCAAUUUGUUGGAAGGUACCAAAGCGAAUUCAUUUCAGAAAAGAGAAACAUGACGACAUUGGAGACAUUGAAUUUUGAUAACCUGGCCUUGCGGUCUUUACCGAUCGAUCCAGUGAAAGAAAAUUUCGUUCGUCAAGUGCCCAACGCUUGUUUCUCUCUUGUGGAACCCACAGCAGUGAAAGACCCUGAGCUGGUAGUGCAUUCAGAAAGUGCAAUGAACCUGCUUGGUCUGAAUCAAGAACAAGCUAAGAGAAAAGAAUUUCCAGAAUAUUUUAGUGGUAAUAAAAAACUUCCUGGUUCACAGACUGCUGCACAUUGCUAUUGUGGUCACCAGUUUGGAAGUUUUGCUGGACAGUUAGGAGAUGGUGCGGCAAUAUACUUAGGUGAGGUUAUAAAUUCCAAUAGUGAAAGAUGGGAAAUACAACUUAAAGGUGCUGGAAAAACACCAUUUUCCAGGAGUGCUGAUGGCAGAAAAGUUUUGAGAUCUAGCAUAAGAGAGUUUUUAUGCAGUGAGGCAAUGCAUCAUCUUGGAAUUCCAACAACACGUGCUGGUUGCUGUAUCACAUCCGACACCAAAGUUGUCAGGGAUAUAUUUUAUGAUGGUAAUCCCAUUUAUGAAAAGUCAAGCAUUGUCCUGAGAAUAGCUCCAACCUUUAUCAGGUUUGGUUCAUUUGAAAUUGUCAAGAACCUUGAUUUAAUGACGGGCAGACGUGGACCCAGCGCUGGAAAAAAAGAUAUACUAAUUCAAUUGCUUGAAUAUGUCAUCAAAACCUUUUAUCCACAGGUCCAUGAAGAACACGGUGAUAAUUCUGAAGAUCGUUAUCUUGCCUUCUACAAGGAAGUUAUUUCAAGAACAGCUCGACUAGUGGCAGACUGGCAAUGUGUUGGAUUUUGCCAUGGCGUUCUCAAUACAGACAAUAUGAGCAUACUUGGCCUAACCAUUGAUUAUGGACCAUUUGGUUUUAUGGAUCACUUUAAUCCAGAUUUUGUAUGCAAUGCCUCCGAUGACACGGCCAGGUACAGUUAUAAGGCUCAGCCGGAAAUUUGCAAAUGGAAUUUGAUAAAACUAGCUGAAGCAUUAGCUGAUGUGUUACCUCUUGCAAAAUCUCGAGCAUUACUGGAAGAGAUAUACGACCUGGAAUAUAUGAACCAUUAUCUCAGUAAAAUGCGUAAAAAGCUUGGAAUAAUACAUAAAGCUCUACCAAGUGAUAGAACGUUAGUUGAAGAACUUUUGCGAACGAUGGAAGAAACAGGAGCUGACUUUACUAAUGUCUUCAGAUGUUUAUCGCGUAUCAAAGUCCAAGAUUCACCCGAUUUUGAAAAAAAUAAUGGAGAAGUUUUAGAGUACAUCCUUUCUCAGUGUCUAGAUCCAUCUGAUCUUCCAAGAGAACAAGCGGUAUCUGGACAGCUUCAAAUGUUACUGCUGAUGAUGAGCAGUAACCCCGCUCUGGCUGCGCAGUUGGAACAAAAUCCCUGGGUCCGAACUGAAAAAGAGAAAAUGGAGAGAGCAAAAAAACUUCGAGAAGUACCCCCGGACGAAAAACGUUUGAAAGACAGGGAAUCAUGGAUUUCGUGGAUUAAGAAGUAUAGGAAGCGAAUUGAAGCAGAUUUUGAACAAGAAACGCAGGAAAAACAUUUGAUCCAUAAUGCCAGAGUCGACAUCAUGAAUACGAACAAUCCUCGAUUCGUAUUAAGAAACUACAUCGCUGAAAAUGCUAUAAAAGCCGCUGAGAAUGGUGACUACAGUCUCGUGCAAUACGUUUUAUCGGUGCUUGAAUCGCCGUAUUCAGAUGAUGUGGAACGGAAGGUUGAAAUACCAAGCAGUUCAACUAAAGCUGAAGUGAGGAGUGGUGAGCAUGGUUCAAAUCAUACUGAGUUCAUAUUUGACCAUAAAUCACCACGCUGGGCGCACCAACUACGCGUCACUUGAUCUUCAUAAACAUCUUCUGUAACUUGUGGGGAUUAUUUUCUUACUAUAAUCGUGAGAUAUCUAUCCUGAUAUCACAUGGCCAGCCGGUAGCAUAAUAUAUUAACGUAAUUAUGGGAAAAAGGCUGCGGCGGUUGUGAUAAAACCGCGGCACAAGGUAGUAUAUUAUUAUUAUUUAAAGAUAUUAUACGAAUAAUCAAUUCGCAAUUAUCCGCGGCUUUUAGGCCUAUAGCUUUCAUGAGACUAUUUUAGCUCCAGCUAUAGGCAAAUAAUUUGAGCCGUGCCUUUUUUUUACUCCCAUAAAAAACCCUGUUUUAUACUGUUCGACAAGGGUUCCAUCAUGCAAGCAACAAGUAAGGCUUAAAAUCCACAUGAACAGAAGUAUUACGUUCCUAUACAAUCACUUCAGGUCUCGUUCACUAUAUAUAUAGUCCAGACCUGUUAUGAAGGCAUUGGGGAAAGCAAGGAAAACCUUUGCUGGAAAACAGCGAUUGUUAUAUGGACACGAACAAUUCAGUAUACAGAGACCAUUUUGUCAUAAUAAUGUGAUUUAAGAAAAAUGCAGUAUAUACUUUAUAAGCUUCCAGCCAUCAGAGAGGUUGAGGUACACAUCGUUUCUGGAGAAUUCGGUCUUUUCGGAUGACGAUCAUGAAUAUGUAUACCAGCAUGCACACGUAGACACGGCUGUAACCUCUCUUAUGGCACCUAUAGUAUGAAUCUGUUUUUAAUAAAAACGCAAUAUUUGUAAUGGUAAACUGUCAUACUAUAGUUUAUCUAAAAUAGUAAAUAUGUUAUAAUUGACACGGAUAAAUAAAUAUAAGACAGGAAUGAUUUGGAA
Dendronephthya gigantea is the source of this 2982-nucleotide messenger RNA. Its product is annotated as protein adenylyltransferase SelO, mitochondrial-like. The record is from RefSeq and is a predicted model, not a curated record. NCBI's taxonomy places the organism in Eukaryota, Metazoa, Cnidaria, Anthozoa, Malacalcyonacea, Nephtheidae. The transcript is spliced from 19 exons. The coding region runs from base 108 to 2147 and encodes 679 amino acids.